AUUCCAGCCAUCGCAGCAACAGCGGCAGCAACUCCUUCACAAGCGCAAUUGAGCGCUGAAAAGAAAGACUGUUGGGUUGGGAUAGACCAAGAGACCAAGAGCUACUAUCUAGUGUUACUACAGCUAGAGCUAGCCAGAUAGAGACAGAAUGUGUCCUGGAGCUCCAGUACUUCCUGCUAGUGGCAGCAGUGACAGUAUGGAUGGCACUAGCAAGGCCAGUAGCACUGGUAGCAAGCAGAUGCAGAGGAUGAGGAGAAAGAGGACAAUGACUACAACAAGUGCUAGUACAAGUUCUACUAGUAAUUCCACUAGUACUAGUACUAAAGUGUCUGUGAAGAGAGUGCUGAAGAUUCUGAGAUUGACAAUUGGACUUUGCGCUUUUGUUUUGAUGUUUUUGUCACACUUGCAUACUACCACAAGCAAUGGAAACAAUCAGUUGUCCUUUUUGAGAAAACAAAAUUGGAGUGUCAAGCAUCAGCAGAGUCAAAAAGGAAAUCAAGAAAAAGAUGAAAAUGAUCAUCAAAUUUUGUUGCAAAAGCAAAACAUGCUCAUUCAAAAAGAUGCUCAACAGAAUCCACAGUACACUCAAGACCUUCUCAAUCAGCAGUUAGGUCUAGAUCAAAUCUAUGCAGACAAUCAGGAUAUUCAAAUGGACAUUCAAAUGGAUCAUCUACAUCUACCUAUUCAGGAGCAAGAUGGACAAGAUGGAGAUGAAGAUGAAUUUCCUCUAUCAGAUUCUGAUUCUUCUUCACAUUUGCAACACAGACUCUUGGGACAAUCUCAUCUGCAACUUCAGUCAAUUCCUCUUCCUCUCCCCCUCAACAAUCCACACACCCAACAAAUCAAUCCACACAAUAACCUACAAAGACAACUACAACUGCAAACCACUACUACUGGAAAAAGACAAAAACUAUCCAUUCCCUUUUGGGAUCAACAGCGACUGUUCAAGUCCAGAAACUCUUGGAAACUCAUGGUUGCCAUUCUAGCCCAAGAUUGUAUGCCCAAGUACUCUCAGCCUAACAACAAGAAUGCUACUGCACCCAUCAAAUUUCCCACCUUGCUCACACUGCAGGAUGCACUCGAAAACACGAACCAUGCCACACAUGUCAUUCUAUACUUGCCACAAUCACCCAAUUCCACUCUAUUCCCAAACCUAUCCGUAUCCAUGCAGUACAAUCACAAACACUGUCAGGCAAAACUACUCGCCAUGAUUCACACACAAUUCCAAACACACAUUGAAAAUCAACAAUUGCAACUCGUUCAUGGCAUUGUCAAUCCACUCCCCGCACGAAUUGCCUACGAUUAUACACACAAGUUACCCAAUGCAUUCCAACAACUCGAACAAAUGAAAUUGCCACAAGAACAAGUCGCACUCUCGCAAGAAAAAAUUAAAAAACGACUCUCCAUUGGACAACUCAUGCUCGAACAACAAUACUCGCUGGGGCUCGAUUUUGCCUACAUUGCCGAAUUGGCGUAUCGCCAACACGAUGAUUUGCUCUUUUUUCUCACGGCCGGGACACGAUUGACACCCGACAUUCGAAAGCAACAAUCACAAACGCCACAACAACGAGCUCUCGACUAUGGAUUGGCAUUGAUUCAACAAUACGAAAACUUUCAACAACGAUUGUCACACGAUCUUCUCGUUCAUCGAUUCUGUUACAUGUCCUUUCUACAAGAAGAUACAUGGUUCGAGUUACCGCCGCCCAAUGCCACGUCCGAUCAAAUACCACCCCGCUAUCAAGAUAAGUUGCAAUUGCCCACGGGAAUACUCAUGGAACGACAUGGACUCUACCGCAUGUCCAUGAUUUUGAGAUCGUUACUGCCGUAUCACAAGCAUUCCACGGCGGGACUGGUCCAAAAAUACUGUAAUGAUCUACUCUGGCAAGCACAAAUUCUACAACCGGUCGGGGCGGCACAACUCAAUCUCACGACGCUGGAAGAAGCGACAUUUCCGCCCGUCUUGUGGAUCGAUCAAGAUGAUACAUCCGUUCAACCAGAAUUGCCGCAAUACAAAAAUGCCCUGCAGCAAGAACAGCUCCGACAAUUCGAAGCCUACGUGGCGGCCACGGCGUCCUGGACCAUUCCGGAAUGGGUCACCGUCGACAAUCGACAAAUUGGACCGCAACGAGCAGAAGCCGUUCUACCGGCCGAUCUAAUUCAAUUGCCAAAUCAACCGCAAGCAGCACCACCACAACAGCCGAAACGCAAAAUUACCUUUUUGGUACCGACAUCGACACGACCCAAUGGCAUCAAGAAUCUGUACGUGACGCAAAGUCUCAAUCAAUUGUUCCCCUUGAUUCGACGCGAUUUACGAGAUCCCGACACUGGAAAAUUACAAGCGGCCGUCUUGUUGGUGAUUUGUGGCAACACCCAAGAUGAGCUAGAUGAUCAUCAAGAUGGAUUGUGGGAAUACUACGGUCCCGAAAUCAAAGAGGGCAUUCUCGAAAUUGUAUCGACCAACCUCGAGACGUAUCCCAGUCUGCACGAUUUGCCCAACAAUUACAACGACAAUGAAGCGCGGUUGCGAUGGCGGUCCAAACAAAAUUUGGAUAUUUCGUCCAGUUUCUUUGCCGCCAAGGGACGAUCCGAGUACAUUAUGUUGUUGGAAGACGAUACGGGAUAUCGAGACAAGUUCACGCCGACGCUCAAGGCCAUGAUGCAAGCGGAUCAACGACAAGAAGCGGUCUAUGUUCCCGAUCCCAAAGUGACGGGGAUUACUGUCCCUCCGGAACAAGAUUAUUGGCAGCACACGUUUGCGCAAGUGCAUUUUGGAUUUGGGUACAGUGGCGUGUUGAUUCACGAUGACGAUGCGCUGGUCUAUGCCGUGGUGCAUUACGUCUUGAUGGACGAGAAACCCUGCGACCUCAUGUUCUUGGCCAAUCACUUGCAAGGACAAGUGUUGGACCAAAAGUGGCGAUGGCAAAUGAAACGAGUCCUGUUGACCCAUCUGGGAAGUGUCUCCAGUUUGAAGGGAAAAUUCCAACCUGUGUGGGGGAAAAUGGGAUAAAACAAUCUGCUUGUUGCAUGUUCCAUCGAUUGCGGGCAUUUUGUAGUAGCUUUGUAAUCGUGCGUGCGGCCCACCAGAAUGGCUGCAGUCUAAAUACUUCGUUUUUGCAUGAUAGUGCGUGAUGUGCAUACUGCGGCUGGAAUCGUGGCUUUGACGGGCAGAGGCUAUCAACUGCGUGACCACAUGAUACGGUUGGGUGGCUGCACUGCGAACGAACCAAUGAACCAACGAACGCCCGAAAACGUUCAUGGCUACAGCAUCGCGGCACCGUGAACGAACGAUUGCUCUUCCAAACAUCCAACCCAAAAACGUUCAUCGCGACAACAUCAGACGCGUAACCAGCUAUAGAGCCAGAGACGAUCGAACACGAUAUCACGUAGGCGCCCCAAAUGAUGCGUAGUCGCUAAGUACGACGAAAUACGGGGGGGCAGCCGUGCCAACACAAGUUCAAUCCGAGAUCAUAAAGUAGGGGCAAGUGUGCAUAGAGCAAUGUACCCGCGGAUCGAAUCGCACCUCUUCACUUGCCGCCAGCAUUAUAGUCCUCCGCAUCGUUACAUUAGUCGAGCAAGUGGCAGGACAAGGGCAUGUGGGUUAUUUUGCCCCAACGUUCGCUCGAAAUCCCCUACGACUCGAGCUGCCGUUGUUGUACCGUAUUCUUCCCAAAGCAAUCUCUUCCGGGCGAACCGCUCAAUCGAUUCCAUACGAUACGGUACGGUAGCUAAUAGCUGGUCACAUGCAUAAUCCCGCGGAAGGAUGCAUGCAUUCAAAUAAUUGGAACCCCAACCAAACUCUCUCUACCUAUUUAGCACGUGCUAGCGUGCAGCUGCCCUUAUUUAGGAACACUCGCAAUCGGCAAAAUAAUAACAGGACGAACCGUCCACCUUUUCGCAGUCCAAACAAACUCGUUUGUGCCCUGCCAAGCACAACUGAAGUGGCAAGUUGCCCGUAAUAUUGUUCCUGUGCAAUUCGAGAUCACUGAUUCCUUUCAAUCCUUCCCCCCACUCGACCGGAAUGGUACCGGUCAGUCGAUUGUCACUCAGGUCCAGUUUCUGCAUAGAGCUCAUGUCUCCCCAUUCGUUUGGUAAUGCACCAAAGAGUCGAUUGUGUUGGAGAAAAAGGAGCUGCAGAUUGGACAAUUCCGCCCACUCGGCUGGAAGUGCCCAGCCUAGUUGGUUGUUGGAUAGAUCCAGCUCGACCAGAUUCUCCAAAUUCCCAAUCUCUGCCGGCAGUGUUCCGGCCAAGCCAGAAUUGGAAAAAUCGAUGGACUGGAGAAGGGAAAGUGCACCCAGUAUGGUUGGAAGGAAGGAAUUUGUCAUAUUGGACCCUGUGAAAUCCAAUACUGCCAGAUUGG
This is a messenger RNA of Seminavis robusta, 4358 nucleotides long. The record is from the annotation of a GenBank genome assembly. NCBI's taxonomy places the organism in Eukaryota, Bacillariophyta, Bacillariophyceae, Naviculales, Naviculaceae.